AUGGCCUACCCGCAACAGAGAGCUCCCCCAGUCAGGAACUACGGCCCUCCGAGAGACCCGUCCUAUGACCCAGGCUAUCAGGACUAUGGUUACGAUCAAUACCCGCCCGAUGGAGGCUAUAAUGACCCCGGUUAUGGCUAUCCCCCCGACCCAGCAACUCCAAGAUCGCAAGCUCGCCCUCGCGGUGCACCGCGACCGCCGCGUGGAGGCUAUCCGCCGAAUGCGCGACCUCCUCCGAGAGGCUAUGAUGGUCGACGAGACAGACGUCCGCCCCCGCCGCAAGAUCGGGUGAGACCACCACGGAAUGGACCCCCCAUGUCGGGUUUUGACAGUCCUUUUCCCGCUGUACCCCCCGGGGGUAGGCGUGGACCUCCUCGGGGCAUUGAAGGCGAUAUGGCGGCAAUGAGUCUGAACGGCCCAGCGCCGCCCCGACCUCACACAUCUAAUGGGAAUAGACGGCCUCCAGAUAUGCGACCUCCUCGACCGGGACCGAAUCCCUCCGCCUAUCCUCCAAGGGCAGCCAGUGCAGGACGCUCACGACCCUCUGACCGUAAUGGGCCAUAUACUGACCCCAGGGGCCCACCACCUAUGCCGCAUAUCAAUCGCAGUGCGACUAUGCCUGUUCCAGGCGGCCCGGGAUAUCUAGGACAGCCUAGUUCUCGAGAUCCGAGAGAAAGUACCUAUGGUGGUUUACUAGAUAGCUACUAUAGCACAGCACCCGAUGACCCCGACAUGCCCAAUUUUGAUGCAAUGCCGGAUUUCAGCAAAGGUGCAGUUGAUGAAGCUUUACCAGGUCUAGAACAACCCAAGCCAAAACCUGAAUCUCCUGGUGGUCCUGCACAAGGGCAAUACAAGGCAUUCAAUCCAGCGGCCCAGGAGCUUCAUAUGCAUACCCCACCGGACUCUGGUACUCCUACAGGGGCGAAUCAAUUCGCCAAUGCUGGUUUCCAAUUUGAUUUGCCCUCGGAAUCCCAGUCGGCCGGCCACCCUUACAACGCGAUGAAAAAUGGGUACGAGCCAUAUGAGGAUCCUAUGAAUUCGCAGCAAAACCCGGAUGCCCUUCCGCACCACCCUAUGCCCUACCGCCCGGGCCACGAUUCAGGUGAUAAGCCAGCUCCCGUGCGACAGUACAACAACGCAACCAACAAUCAACCACCAGCGCCAGCCCAACAGGGCCCUCUAGAUGGUCCAGAACCACAGCAACCGGUUACCCAAGCUGAAAUUGAGCGAUUGCAGAUGCAAGCUCGGGGCAACCCCUCUGACCAAAAACUUCAACUUCUCCUCGCACAGCGGCUAGUCGAAGCUUCAAUAGUACUCGUCGACGCCAGCAGACUAGAUCCAAAGUCGAAGGCCAAAGCCCGGGAGAAAUACAACAUUGACGCCCAUAAAAUCAUUAAGAAAUUGAUUUCAAGCGGCUACUCAGACGCUCAAUUCUACUUGGCCGAUUGCUAUGGUCAAGGUGUUUUAGGUCUCCAAAACGACCCCAAAGAAGCAUUUUCGUUAUACCACUCGGCAGCAAAACAAGGCCACCCGCAAGCCGCUUACCGUGUCGCUGUCUGUUGCGAAAUUGGCCAAGAGGACGGCGGCGGCACAAAACGCGAUCCCUUCAAAGCCGUACAGUGGUACAAGCGCGCUGCUUCCCUAGGCGAUCCUCCAGCAAUGUACAAAAUGGGUAUGAUCCUUCUAAAAGGUCUCCUCGGCCAAGCCCGCAACCCGCGCGAGGGUAUCUCCUGGCUCAAGCGUGCCGCUGAGCGCGCAGACAUGGAAAACCCACACGCCCUCCAUGAGCUCGCUCUGCUCUACUCCUCCGCCGGUGACAACGACGCCAUUAUCCGGGAUGAGGCCUACGCAUCUCAGCUCUUCCACCAGGCCUCCGAACUCGGCUACAAGUUUUCCCAGUUCCGUCUCGGAAUGGCUUACGAGUACGGCCUCAUGGGCUGUCCUGUAGAUCCAAGACAAAGCAUCAUGCUCUAUAGUGCCGCCGCUGCACAAGGCGAACACCAGGCUGAACUUGCGCUUAGCGGUUGGUACCUUACCGGUUCUGAGGGUAUCCUCCAGCAGAGCGAUACAGAGGCAUACCUUUGGGCCCGCAAAGCCGCCUCGUCCGGUUUAGCCAAGGCUGAAUAUGCGAUGGGUUACUUCACGGAAACUGGAAUCGGGGCCACCGCCAAUAUGGAGGAUGCGAAGAGGUGGUAUUGGCGAGCUGCUGCCCAAGGAUUUCCCAAAGCCCGCGAACGUCUCGAGGAACUUAAACAGGGCGGCGCCCGGAUGCAAAAGACCAGGCUCUCCCGGUCGGCCGUCAACCAGCAGAAACCUAAUGAUGGGGACUGCGUUAUAAUGUAA
Messenger RNA from Aspergillus versicolor CBS 583.65, 2343 nucleotides. Its product is annotated as putative chitin synthase activator (Chs3). NCBI's taxonomy places the organism in Eukaryota, Fungi, Ascomycota, Eurotiomycetes, Eurotiales, Aspergillaceae. Bases 1 to 2343 code for a protein of 780 amino acids. The record is from RefSeq and is a predicted model, not a curated record. The transcript is spliced from 3 exons. Gene Ontology annotation, molecular function: protein binding.